UAUUUAAGAGUCAGGCUGUGGGAUACCUAGUUAGAAUAACACCGAAAAUGCCUCGUGUAAAAGCAGCGCAAGCUGGAAGACAGGGCCCUGCAAGGAGACGUCUUGCAGAACAGUUUGCAGCUGGGGAGAUAAUAACUGACAUGGCGAAAAAAGAAUGGAAACUUGGAUUACCCAUUGGCCAAGGUGGCUUUGGUUGUAUUUAUCUUGCUGAUAAGAAUUCUUCAAAAUCGGUCGGCAGUGAUGCACCCUGUGUUGUAAAAGUGGAACCCAGUGACAAUGGACCCCUUUUUACUGAAUUAAAGUUCUACCAACGAGCUGCUAAACCAGAACAAAUUCAGAAAUGGAUUCGUGCCCAUAAAUUGAAGUACCUGGGUGUUCCUAAGUAUUGGGGGUCUGGUCUGCAUGAUAAAAAUGGAAAAAGUUACAGGUUUAUGAUAAUAGAUCGCUUUGGGAGUGACCUUCAGAAAAUAUAUGAAGCAAAUGCCAAAAGGUUUUCUCGGAAAACUGUCUUGAAGCUAAGCCUAAGAAUUCUGGAUAUUCUGGAAUACAUUCACGAACACGAGUAUGUACACGGGGAUAUCAAAGCCUCGAAUCUGCUCCUGAGCUACAAAAAUCCUGACCAGGUUUACUUGAUAGAUUAUGGCCUUGCUUAUCGGUAUUGCCCAGAAGGAGUUCAUAAAGAGUACAAAGAGGAUCCCAAAAGAUGUCAUGACGGCACUAUUGAAUUCACAAGCAUUGAUGCGCACAAUGGUGUGGCCCCAUCGAGACGUGGUGAUUUGGAAAUACUUGGCUACUGCAUGAUCCAGUGGCUCAGUGGCCAUCUUCCUUGGGAGGAUAAUUUGAAAGAUCCUAACUAUGUUAGAGAUUCCAAAAUUAGAUACAGAGAAAAUAUUGCAAGUUUGAUGGACAAAUGCUUCCCUGAGAAAAACAAGCCAGGUGAAAUUGCUAAAUACAUGGAAACAGUGAAGUUACUGGACUAUACUGAAAAACCUCUUUAUCAAAAUUUACGAGAUAUUCUUUUGCAAGGACUUAAAGCUAUAGGAAGUCGGGAUGAUGACAAACUGGAACUCAGCGUUGUGGAAAAUGGAGGCUUGAAAGCAAAAACAGCAACAAGGAAGAGAAAGAAGGAAAUUGAAGAAAGCACAGAAUCUAGUGUUGAAGAGAUGGAAUGUUCAAACUCACAGACAGAGGACGCCACACAGACCCGUUCAAGAACCAGAAAGAGACUCCAGAAGUAAAUCAAAUGCCAUGAACCAAUUUUCCUUUUUUUCCUUUCAUUGGACUUUUGUAUUGUGUUUUAUUUUUGUGAGUCUUGUGCAGUGGAAGCAGUAAUUAAAUAUCUAUGUCUUUGGAAAACAAACUUAAAGAAAAAUACUUUGUACAAUUUAUUAAAGGCUAACGUAUGGAAUUCCCAUAUCGUCAAGUUAUACUCUUUAAGCUUUCUCAAGCUGUGUGUGUUUGAGGUUUGGGAGUCCAUGUAAGAAAAAUGACUAUAGAUGAUGUGCACUCUUCUAAUCACUGUGCGUUUCCUAGAAUGGAUAAAAAUGUCUGUCAAAGUCCUCACUUUUAAGGAAAUGCAAAACUUAAAAUAAAAGUCUCUUUUUGCUUGA
Messenger RNA from Tupaia belangeri chinensis (Chinese tree shrew), 1610 nucleotides. RefSeq names its product VRK serine/threonine kinase 1 (gene VRK1). Gene Ontology annotation, molecular function: ATP binding; protein kinase activity. The record is from RefSeq and is a predicted model, not a curated record. Bases 48 to 1238 code for a protein of 396 amino acids. Gene Ontology annotation, biological process: protein phosphorylation. The transcript is spliced from 13 exons. NCBI's taxonomy places the organism in Eukaryota, Metazoa, Chordata, Mammalia, Scandentia, Tupaiidae.